AUGGCUCAGGCAGUGAUUUCGGGACCCCUGAACAGGGUUUCCGCCCCCCGGCCCACCUCCCGCCCCGCCCUUGUGAGGGCGCAGAAGAACAUCCGCCCCACGGCCAACGACGCCAAUGUGGAUGUGGAUAAGUAUGUCAAGGAUCUGCAGGCCAAGUGGGACAAGGUAGACAACAAGACGAGCGUGGUCGUGUAUGGCGUUGGCGCCCUGGUCCUGCUCUGGCUUUCGUCCACCAUUGUCGGAGCCUUAAACUCCGUUCCCCUGGUCCCCCGCCUGCUGGAGCUGGUGGGUCUGGGCUACACCGGCUGGUUCACCUACCGGUACCUGCUGUUCAAGUCCAGCCGGGAGGAGCUGCUGGAUGACAUCGAGAGCCUGAAGAGCAAGAUCGCGGGCGAGAUUGAGUCCAAGUGA
Auxenochlorella protothecoides is the source of this 411-nucleotide messenger RNA. Its product is annotated as Protein CURVATURE THYLAKOID 1A, chloroplastic. Bases 1 to 411 code for a protein of 136 amino acids. The record is from RefSeq and is a predicted model, not a curated record. Gene Ontology annotation, cellular component: chloroplast thylakoid membrane; thylakoid. The transcript has 4 exons. Lineage: Eukaryota; Viridiplantae; Chlorophyta; Trebouxiophyceae; Chlorellales; Chlorellaceae.